Messenger RNA from Mangifera indica (mango), 2070 nucleotides. Its product is annotated as aspartic proteinase A1-like. The transcript is spliced from 14 exons. Lineage: Eukaryota; Viridiplantae; Streptophyta; Magnoliopsida; Sapindales; Anacardiaceae. The record is from RefSeq and is a predicted model, not a curated record. Gene Ontology annotation, biological process: lipid metabolic process; proteolysis. The coding region runs from base 164 to 1705 and encodes 513 amino acids. Gene Ontology annotation, molecular function: aspartic-type endopeptidase activity.
CCCUCUUACACCCCCAGAUGAAAAAUUCAAACUUCAAUCAACGGUUAAACACUAGAGAUCACCAACUACUUUCUCAUCCUUCUGUUCUCUGACUCGAUUCCACGGGUCCGUUAAUUCGCCCUCUUCGCCUUGUCUGCUCCUCCGUCAACACGCAGUUAUCAACAUGCGAACCAAAUUUAGAGCCAUCUGGGUUGCUUUUCUCCUUUCUCUCCUCUUGUCCCCUGCUGUUUUUUCGUUGCCUCAUGAUGGUUUGAUUCGGAUUGGACUGAAAAAAAAGAAAUUGGAUCAAUUAAACCGGUUUGUUGGACAGAUGGACUCUAAGGAAAGGGAAACUGCAAGGGUGCCUGUCAGAAAGUAUCAUCUCUGUGGUAAUCUCAGAGAUUCUGACACUGACAUUGUUGCACUUAAGAACUAUAUGGAUGCUCAAUAUUAUGGUGAUAUUGGCAUUGGUACACCUUCCCAAACAUUCACUGUGAUAUUUGACACAGGAAGUUCUAAUCUUUGGGUACCCUCUUCUAAGUGUUAUUUUUCAGUUUCUUGCUACUUCCACUCUAAGUAUAAGUCCAGCCAGUCAAUCACCUAUGAAAAGAAUGGGACAACUGCUGCAAUCCAAUAUGGUACUGGGGGAAUUUCUGGUUUCUUUAGCCAGGAUAAUGUCAAAGUUGGUGAUCUAAUUGUUAAGAAUCAGGAUUUCAUUGAGGCAACCAAAGAAGCUAGCAUCACAUUCUUGGCAGCCAAGUUUGAUGGUAUUCUUGGGCUUGGAUUUCAAGAGAUCUCAGUUGGAAAAGCUGUUCCUGUUUGGUAUAAUAUGGUCGAUCAAGGCCUUGUUAAAGAACCAGUUUUUUCAUUUUGGUUGAACCGUAAUAUUAAAGGAGAAGAAGGUGGAGAAAUUGUGUUUGGUGGGGUUGAUUCUAAUCAUUACAAGGGUGAGCACACAUAUGUUCCCGUGACCCAGAAAGGCUACUGGCAAUUUGAUAUGGGUGAUGUCCUAAUUGAUGGUGAAACAACUGGGUAUUGUUCUGAUGGUUGUAAGGCAAUUGCUGAUUCUGGGACCUCUCUGGUGGCUGGUCCAACGACUGUCAUUACUCAAAUUAAUCAUGCCAUUGGAGCUUCUGGUGUUAUAAGUCAAGAAUGUAAGAUAAUGGUUGAUCAGUAUGGAAAAACCAUAUUGGAGAUGCUGAUAGCUCAGACACAACCACAAAAGAUCUGCUCUCAAAUGGGUCUUUGCACUUUUGAUGGCACUCGAGGUGUUAGUAUGGGCAUUGAGAGUGUGGUAGAUAAGAGCAUUGACAAGUCAUCUGAUGGUGUGGAUGACGCUAUGUGUACUGCUUGUGAGAUGGCAGUAGUGUGGAUGCGGAACCAGCUUAGGAGAAAUAAGACAGAAGAACAAAUCUUGGAUUAUGUGAAUCAGCUUUGUGACCGACUGCCCAGUCCAAAUGGAGAAUCGGCAGUUGAGUGUAGCAGUCUAUCUUCCAUGCCCAAUGUGUCAUUCACCAUUGGUGGUAAAGUAUUUCACCUUUCACCGGAUCAGUAUGUUCUUAAAGUGGGAGAGGGAGUAGCAGCACAAUGUAUUAGUGGAUUUAUUGCUUUAGAUGUUGGCCCACCUCGUGGUCCUCUCUGGAUAUUGGGAGAUAUAUUUAUGGGGCGAUACCACACUGUAUUUAACUACGGGGACUUGACUGUUGGAUUUGCUGAAGCGGCUUGAUGAAAUCCACGGUUCUCCUUCUCUUGUUAUGCCAGGCGGCCAGCCUGUGGACCAAAUUUCAGAGCUUGCAUGGCUCCUGGGUUGCCACAGUACGUGUUGGGGCCCAUUGGGUUUGCCAAAAGAAGUGGACUUGGGUUGGGCCUCAAGCCAGCCCACCCCUUUGACAUGUUUAGUAAAUACUAAGAUGUCGAUCGAAAACAUAUAAUAAUCUACCUUCUGUUGCUGUUAGAAAAAAGAAGAGUCAAUUUAUAUGUCACAUAAUUAGAUAACAAAAUCUUAUAUAGUUAUAGAAAAUAUACGAAAGAAAUGAUAAACCUAAAAUGAUAUAAUUGUUUUUAAUAUGAGAUAUUGGGUUAUUCCUAUAA